Messenger RNA from Rubroshorea leprosula, 1274 nucleotides. NCBI's taxonomy places the organism in Eukaryota, Viridiplantae, Streptophyta, Magnoliopsida, Malvales, Dipterocarpaceae. The record is from the annotation of a GenBank genome assembly.
GGGUUGUAAUGAAGGAUGAGAUUGAACCGGAUGUUAUAUGGGAGCAGAGAGUGAAGGAUGUAGAAGCUGAGAAGGAGAGGAAAGUGGUGACAAGUCCUGGGUUCAGCUUUUCUGCUGCUGGUCUUUUGUUUCCUUACCAUCUUGGCGUUGCUCAAUAUCUCAUUGAGAAGGGUUACAUCAAGGAAACAACACCAUUGGCAGGUUCAUCAGCUGGUGCUAUAGUCUGUGCGGUGAUUGCUUCUGGUGCUACCAUGCAGGAUGCCCUAAAAGCAACUAAAAUCCUGGCUGAAGAUUGUCGGCUUAAAGGAACUGCAUUUCGGCUCGGGGCUGUUCUUCGAGAUGUUCUUUACAAGUUUCUGCCGGAUGAUGUUCAUACAAGAUCCAAUGGGAGGGUUCGUGUUGCUGUAACCCAGAUCCUCUGGAAGCCAAAGGGUUUACUAGUGGAUCAGUUUGACUCCAAGGAAGAUCUCAUAAAUGCAGUCAUUACAUCAUCCUUCGUUCCAGGCUAUCUUGCACCAAGGCCAGCAACAAUGUAUCGAAAUAGACUCUGCAUUGAUGGGGGUUUGACGCUGUUUAUGCCACCAACAUUUGCUUCUAAGACGGUCCGGGUUUGUGCUUUCCCAGCUGCUAGAUUGGGACUGGAGGGAAUUGGGAUUAGUCCAGACUGCAAUCCUGAAAAUAGGGCUUCCCCUAGAGAGCUUUUCAAUUGGUCACUGGAACCAGCAGAGGAUCAUAUUCUUGAUAGACUUUUCGAGCUAGGAUAUCUAGACGCAGCUGUAUGGGCUGCUGAGAACCCAGUUUACAAGGUAGUUGAAGAUAGCAUUCCUACAGCUGAAAACGGUUCUGCAAACUAGUUCCUUGGAAGAUUAUUUAUCCAGCCAAGGUACUCCACUCUGGUGGCAUUUUGCUAUAACCCUUGCCUGGGGUUCCCUGUGUACCCCAAUGCCCAGUUCACAAGGCAGCUUGGAUAGGUGAUUUUUCAUAGAUCAUUUGGUAAUUUUGUACAGUAUGAGAUUGUCAAAUUACAACACUGCCCUGAUUGACUUGUCAGGGUCAUUCAACUAAACCCUAAAAUCAAGGAUUCAAGGGCUGGUCAUAGGGAAGAAAAAAAAAAAAAAGAUUACCUAAUUAUUGAAGACAUGCCAUGUUAGAAACGCAAAAGAAUCAAGGAAUACCCUUUGUUCUCUAGUUUCUUUGAAUUAUUCUUUCCCUUUUUCUUCAUUUUGGCCUAAAAUUUCAAAGGAGUUUCUCUACAGUAAAGUUAAGUCAAACGU